Molecule: messenger RNA, 1647 nt
Organism: Plasmodium malariae
Lineage: Eukaryota; Apicomplexa; Aconoidasida; Haemosporida; Plasmodiidae
Gene: MYST
Product: histone acetyltransferase, putative
Exons: 1
Coding region: 1-1647 (548 amino acids)
Biological process (GO): regulation of DNA-templated transcription
Molecular function (GO): histone acetyltransferase activity
Source: RefSeq, a predicted model, not a curated record
AUGGGUGGAAGUAAAAGUGAAAAUUUGCAUUUAAAUAGAGGGGCAGGAAUAAUAUGUAAAGGGUCAAAGGGAAACAGUAAUAAGGCAAGGGGGGUAACGGAGAAGACUGUUUCAGGCACAGCUACGAACGAAACUACUACCGUUCCUACCAGAGCAUUGAACGAAGUCAGCACUUUCACUACUGCAGCAACGAACGAAGCGAUUACUGCCGCGUGUGCAGAUGGUGGGGUGUCGUGCGAUAGUAAGAGCCUCGGAAAAAGUGAGUGGAAUUCGAAAAGCAAAGAAAAAGGAGGAACAAUUAGUAGCAGCGGAAACAAGUAUACAAAGAGCAGCAGCAACAAAGCAAGAAGUACAGGGAAAGUUGUAAGUUCUAUAUCAAAAUUCAACGACUCAUACGCUUUAAUAUUCCCAAAUGCAUUACCUGUAAAACAAGUGUUAUGGGGUUUGGAUCCUCUUAAUAAGGUAUGGAGGCAUUGCUCUAUUGUAUAUGCAAGAGCAAAAAAUAAAAAAUUUAAUGAUAUGAAUUUAGUAUUUCCCUUAAAUAUUAAUAAGAGUGAAUAUAUAAAUAAGUUUAACAGUGAGUUAACUACGAAUAAUAUGAACAUGAAAGAGAGUGAUUAUGAUUAUUAUGUGCAUUGGGAAAAAUUUGAUAGGAGAUUAGAUUGUUGGCUAGCUUAUGAAAAUUUAAGGCUAUUAGAACAAGAGCCAGAUGAUGGGCUGCCAUUCAUAAAAGCCUAUGAUAAUAAUGUAUCAGAUCAUGAACAUGCUGGUAUUGAUAAAGAAUAUUUGAGAGAACAUGAAGAAAAUACAAAAUUAAAAACUAUUAAUCAAAUAAAAUUUGGAAAAUAUCUAAUUGAUACAUGGUAUUUUUCACCAUACCCGAAAGAAUAUCAAAAUAUUGAUAUUUUACAUAUAUGUGAAUUUUGUUUAUCUUUUUUUAAAGAAGAAAAUGAAUUAACUCGUCAUAUAAAUAAAUGUGAAAUUCGACAUCCCCCAGGAAAUGAAAUUUAUCGAAAUGAAAAAAUAUCUAUUUUUGAAAUUGAUGGAAAUUAUUUUCGAAUUUAUUGUGAAAAUUUAUGUUUUUUGUCAAAAUUAUUUCUUGAUCAUAAAACAUUAAAACAUCGUGUUAAUUUAUUUUUAUUUUAUGUUAUUACUGAAUUUGAUGAAUAUGGAUAUCAUAUUACAGGAUAUUUUUCAAAAGAAAAAUAUUCAAAAAAUAAUGUCUCUUGUAUUCUUACCUUACCACAACAUCAAAAAAAGGGGUAUGGAAAAUUUUUAAUAAAUUUUAGUUAUUUCUUAUCACAAACGGAAAAAAGAACUGGCACUCCAGAAAGACCACUCUCCGAUUUAGGUGUUGCGUCCUAUAUGGCCUACUGGUAUGAAACAUUACUAAAAGUUUUAGUUAAUUAUGAACAAUUGUCCAUUCAAGAACUUUCCGAAAUUACGAGUAUCGAAACGAAUGAUAUAAUAUCUUGCCUAGAGGAAAAAGAAAUUUUUAAAAAUGUAUUAAACGGAGAGUCUAUUUAUUAUAUAAAUCCAAAACAUAUGGAAUUUGUUCUUGGCAAAAUUAACCAAAAAAAUUCUGAACUGUGCAGGAGCAGACUGCACUGGGUUUCCUACGACUAUUACUUGGCCCUGUACGAAUAG